Messenger RNA from Phacochoerus africanus (Common warthog), 2250 nucleotides. RefSeq names its product STE20 related adaptor alpha (gene STRADA). Gene Ontology annotation, molecular function: protein kinase activity; ATP binding; protein serine/threonine kinase activator activity. The record is from RefSeq and is a predicted model, not a curated record. The transcript is spliced from 13 exons. The coding region runs from base 159 to 1478 and encodes 439 amino acids. Gene Ontology annotation, biological process: protein phosphorylation. NCBI's taxonomy places the organism in Eukaryota, Metazoa, Chordata, Mammalia, Artiodactyla, Suidae.
GCGCAUGGCACGUUGCGUACCUCCUCCCAGCAACCGACCCGGCGGCAGCGCGGCCGUAAACUAAGGAGGCGGAGCUGAGACUGGGUCGGGACUACUUGCUUACUCCAGGACCAGGUUUAAAUUUUUGAAAUUGAAGUAGGUCCUCACAUUAGGAACUCAUGUCUUUUCUUGUAAGUAAACCAGAGCGAAUUAGGCGGUGGGUCUCGGAAAAGUUCAUUGUUGAGGGCUUAAGAGAUUUGGAACUAUUUGGAGAGCAGCCUCCGGGUGACACUCGGAGAAAAACCAAUGAGGCGAGCUCAGAGUCGAUAGCAUCCUUCUCUAAACAGGAGAUCAUGAGUAGCUUCCUGCCAGAGGGAGGGUGUUACGAACUACUCACCGUUAUAGGCAAAGGAUUCGAGGACCUGAUGACAGUGAACCUAGCAAGGUACAAACCAACAGGAGAGUAUGUGACGGUGCGAAGGAUUAACCUCGAAGCGUGUUCCAGUGAGAUGGUGACGUUCUUGCAGGGGGAGCUCCAUGUCUCUAAACUCUUCAGCCAUCCCAAUAUCCUGCCCUAUCGAGCCACCUUUAUCGCAGACAACGAGCUGUGGGUUGUCACAUCAUUCAUGGCGUAUGGCUCUGCAAAGGAUCUCAUCUGUACACACUUCAUGGACGGCAUGAACGAGCUGGCCAUCGCUUACAUCCUGCAGGGGGUGCUCAAGGCCCUGGACUACAUCCACCACAUGGGAUAUGUGCACAGGAGUGUCAAAGCCAGCCAUGUUCUGAUCUCUGCCGAUGGGAAGGUCUACCUGUCCGGUUUACGCAGCAACCUCAGCAUGAUCAGCCACGGGCAGCGGCAGCGCGUAGUCCACGACUUUCCCAAGUACAGUAUCAAGGUUCUGCCUUGGCUCAGCCCGGAGGUCCUCCAGCAGGUCUGUGCCCUGGGUCUUGAGGAGAAUCUUCAGGGUUAUGAUGCCAAGUCCGACAUCUACAGCGUGGGAAUCACAGCCUGUGAACUGGCCAAUGGCCACGUCCCCUUUAAGGAUAUGCCUGCCACCCAGAUGCUGCUGGAGAAGCUGAACGGCACUGUGCCCUGUCUGCUGGACACCAGCACCAUCCCCGCUGAGGAGCUGACCAUGGGUGCCCCACGCUCAGCGGCCAACCCUGGCCUGAGUGAGAGCCUGGCCACCAGCACCCCCAGGACCUCCAAUGGCGACUCGCCCUCCCACCCCUAUCACCGCACCUUCUCGCCCCACUUCCACCACUUUGUGGAGCAGUGCCUUCAGCGCAGCCCGGAUGUAAGACCGAGUGCCAGCACCCUCCUGAACCACUCUUUCUUCAAGCAGAUCAAGCGACGUGCCUCAGAGGCUCUGCCUGAGCUACUUCGUCCUGUCACCCCAAUCACCAAUUUUGAGGGCAGCCAGUCUCAAGAUCCCAGUGGAAUCUUUGGCCUGGUAACAAACCUGGAAGAGCUGGAGGUGGAUGACUGGGAGUUCUGAGCCUCUGAAGAAGGUGCGCGUUCUCAUCCCAGGCCGUGAACCUCCAGGGACCCUUCCCAAGGGCUGGCCACAUCCCCACACGCCUGGGUGCAGCCUGGGGAAAGGAUAUUUCUGCCAGGAGAGUUGGCUGCUUACUGACUGGGAAGGAAACUCCUGGAGAGAAACUUGGCUUUACUGUUCCAAGGCUUUUGAGACACAAGGGAGCCCCAACAACCAGGGCUCGGGAGGGGCCGGAAAGCUGACGUUCCCAGGCCUGUGAGCUCAAGUGACCUGACUUGUUCAGAAGGAAGAGAUGCUGCUCUGGCCCUGGGGGCUGAAGUCCAAGCCCAGGACUUAAGACACCCACCCAGAGCUGUAAGACUUCUUCCCACUCUAGCUCUCCUACCUAGUUCCAUUUUUUGCCUCUGCUCUCAGAUCCUAUAGGUCCAUGGAGGGGUGAACAAUAAGACCCCCUCCCCUCAGACCUCUUCCUAAUAACUGAAGGGAAGGGUAUUUUUAUUUUAUUUUAUUUUAUUUUUUCUUUUGAAGCACUAGGUGAAAGCUGAGGUAGGCCGUCAUCAUCCCCCUUUUCGCUUGGGCCCUGAUACCUAAAACCUUCCCUUGGUUCAUCUGUGGAGCUCAUUCCUUUCCCACCAAGAGUCCAUCUUGCUGCCUCCUGCCAGCUGCCUCAGUGCUUCCUCCAGGGGCCAUAAUGUCUUGCCUCGCCUGAGGGCCAGUGCUUCUGCUGUGUUAGUUUACUUGCCAGAACAAAUUAAAAUUUCCAGAGAGUCCA